GCGGGCGCGGGCGGAAUGGGGACUGCAGCGGCGGCGGCGGCGGCGGCCGGGGAGGGGGCGCGCAGCCCGAGCCCCGCCGCGGUGUCGCUCGGCCUGGGCGUGGCCGUAGUGUCGAGCCUGGUGAACGGGUCCACGUUUGUGCUGCAAAAGAAGGGCAUCGUGCGCGCCAAGCGGCGAGGCACCUCCUAUUUAACAGACAUCGUGUGGUGGGCAGGCACAAUCGCAAUGGCUGUUGGCCAGAUUGGGAACUUCCUGGCUUACACGGCGGUCCCCACAGUCCUGGUGACUCCACUGGGCGCCCUCGGAGUGCCAUUUGGGUCCAUUUUAGCCUCUUAUCUUCUGAAGGAAAAGCUCAACAUCUUGGGUAAGUUGGGAUGUCUGCUAAGCUGUGCAGGUUCUGUUGUGCUGAUUAUCCACUCCCCGAAAUCAGAGAGUGUGACCACUCAGGCUGAGCUGGAGGAGAAGCUGACCAACCCAGUGUUUGUGGGCUAUCUGUGCAUCGUGCUCCUCAUGCUGCUGUUGCUCAUCUUCUGGAUCGCACCAGCCCAUGGGCCCACCAACAUCAUGGUCUACAUCAGCAUCUGCUCCUUGCUGGGGAGUUUCACCGUGCCUUCCACCAAGGGCAUUGGGCUGGCCGCCCAAGACAUCUUCCACAACAACCCGUCCAGCCAGCGGGCCCUCUGCCUGUGCCUGGUGCUCCUGGCUGUGCUUGGCUGCAGCAUCAUCGUCCAGUUCAGGUACAUCAACAAGGCGCUGGAGUGUUUCGACUCCUCUGUUUUUGGGGCCAUCUACUACGUCGUGUUCACUACACUGGUCCUGCUGGCCUCCGCCAUCCUCUUCCGGGAGUGGAGCAACGUGGGCCUGGUGGACUUCUUGGGAAUGGCCUGUGGGUUCACGACCGUCUCCGUUGGGAUUGUCCUUAUACAGGUGUUCAAAGAGUUCAAUUUCAACCUUGGAGAGAUGAACAAAUCUAAUAUGAAAACAGAUUAGAAUGUAACAAGGGAUUGGGUGGCUCAAGGAGCAGGAAGUGGCUGUGGUUUCUGGCCCUAGUUUGAUGUGAGGUGGAAGAGACUCUAAAUCCCUGGUAGUAGAAUUGCUUGUACAUUAACGGUGGUCUGGUGGAUAGUGGGGAGGGAGCGCUGCUCAGCAGCAGGUGUGGGCCAAGCCCUCUGCAGUCUGAAGUUGCUAAGUGGUUGCCUGGGCAUCUCUCUCUCUCAUGAGAGAAUUCUCAUGCUCAUUGUCAUUAACCUGGAAGCUUUCAUGAACACUCUUUCCUUUUAAAACAUUUUAACAUUAUUUAAAUAGGAAAUAAAGAUGGGCUUUUUCUGGUUAGUCUUUGCGGGGGAGCAGAUAUUCUUACUUAGAUGAGUACAUUAAAUGGGAGAAACUAUUGUCUUGAUAUCUGAUUAAUACAGUAAGUGUGUCUAUUGUUAUUUUGCAUUAAGCAUGUGUAACAUUCAGGUGCCCAUCCAAAGAAGUGGUAUAUACAUUCACUUGUCUUUAACCCUCUAAUGGGCUGACUCUCCCACCUUCCACUCCAAGACAUUUUAGCUGCAAAUGGAGAGAAAACAGUGAAUGGACAUGAUGGUGUUCCAUCUACAGGAUGACUUUCAGUAGCUCAGAUCAGUUUCAGUGCCUUUAUCACUUGAACUAUUUGCUUAAUUUAACUUUUGCUGUGCAUAUGUUCUCUUAGAUUAGAAUAAUGCAAUCUCCUUGAUACUUUAAUACUUCACUUAUUCAAAAUGUAAAUGUGUAAAGCAGUUAGAAAUAAUAUAUGCAUUUGUUGGAAGAGGGUGAAGACUAAAGACACAUUAGAGCAAACUGGCCCUGUUAGCACAUACUUAUUGUCCAAUUAAAGACAAUUGACCUAAGUAACAUGAGGUAUUUUAUUUGCAUUCAAUCUAUGUAACUGGGAUCCAGUAACAAAUAUAUCCAUGUUCUCUUUCAGCGAGCAUUGUGGCCACCCAGAGGAAAUAAAUUAUUUAAUGUGCUAAUAAAGCUGUUAAUGAGAAAGUAAUUGUUCAAUAGCACAUAUAUUGAGUUCCCUUUAAUAUGGGAACAAGUUGAAGGAUGCGAGAUUAGGUUGGUUUCUACAAAUUGGAACACACAUGGUAAGUUUUCAAAAGAAUCUCUAGCAAAAAUGACAACAAUCAAUUUAGCCAUCUCCCUGCUGCUUGAGAUGAUAGAGCACCCAACCUCUCUUUAAACUUCUGAAAUGCAAAAUAGCCACUAUUUAUGCCAGUAUUUGGAUCAAAGAGAUCAUUUGUCUGUCUACAGUAACCUUCCAUGUGCAUUAAAUGGAACAAAGCACAAAGUGAUGUAAAUAUUUCAUCACGAUAUCAUGUACUUCAUGUUCAGUGUUUUAUCUAAAUAAGGAACUGUGCCAAGUUACAAGAAGGGACUGGGUAAGGUAGAUUUGGUGACGUAGAACAGGAAAUUUAAUAAUGUCCAAUUAAAGUUACUCAGUGAGGGAGAAAAUGUGUUUUUUUCAGGCAAAGACAACAUUUCUAAAGACCCAAAGAAUAGUUCCAUAAGGUGUUGAACAAAGAGGCUGAAUAAGUAAAAUGAAGACAGUUUAAUGUAGAGCAAAAAACACUUCAAUGAAUCAAAAGUACAUGUGAUGGUCACGGGUUGUCAGUGAUUUGUGAACUAAGAGCAGCAACAAAAUUAUUUUUAAAAGGUUUUAAAUGUUAGGUUAACUGACAGUUAAUAAAUGCUCAAAAAGUCCUUCACUCUUUUUUUAUCAACUCUUUGAAGUUUUUUUUUAUCAGUAUUUUUAGGAAUGUAGGCUUGCAUUUACUGAACUGAACUUUCUGAAAAUACAAUGUAGCCGAAUCAGUAUACUUUUAGGCAUAAAAAUAGUUUCCUAGAUAAGGAGUUUGAGAUAUUAAAAGAAUACGUGUGGUUAUACAAGUAUCUGAGAAAGUUCAUGUGUCUUAUGGAAAUUAUCACAUUUCUUUUGCUAGAACUUACACGUGAAGUUUAGUUUAAAUGGCAUCUGUUGGUAUUCCUAAUUUUAUUUUUAUUCAGGAUUAUACCAUGGAUACUCGGAGGUGAUACUUUCUGCAUAAUCAACCCUAUAAUUUUUUGGGGGUAAAACAAAACCUCCAAAGUAUUACUGGCCUGUCUCCUCUUGAAGGUGACUGGUCCCAGCACAGUUAGAGACUCCCAGGUUUACAUCUCAGCAUAUUACUUUAGUAGGAUGACAGCUUUCCUGCCAGUGGAACAAAGUUCACAUUGUGUACGCAUUGUAUUUCAAGUGUGUGACUCAAGCCUCAAAGUAAUUGGCAUGAACAGCAGUCUAACAGCCUAAUUUUCAAGUGUGACAUGGAGCAUAUAGUUUCUGACUUAACAGUAUUUAUUUUACAAAUUCAUGUUUUCAUAAUUCAUUUGGAAUUGCAGAGGAAAAAAAAUCCCCAAAUGAGAAUUUUGGGAAGGGUCUAGCAUGGUGAUGAGUCUCAUUGGUCUCUGCAAAAAUGAAUACAUAUGGAACAUUUUGAUUAGUAUAGUAUUUGGAUUUUUUCUGAUAAAACUAAGAAAAUAUACCUACUGUCUACUUGUUCUCAAGCCUUCUCUAAAAACAUAUAUUUCUGAUCACAAUUUGCAACUUUGCUCUGGAUAGAUACAUAAACAGGUCAUUUAUCUCCUCUCCUACUUGGACAAUGCCUUGUUUUCUUAUCUGAAUCUUUGCAUUUAAAAAGGUUGCUUCAUGUUCUGCUUAUUGAUCAAGUAUAGAGCCUAUUAGGGAUGUGACCCAAGCCCAGCACUGAGACAACCGUGGGUGUUUUGCUGCUCUGCAGGACCACUUCAUCUCUGCAGAGAAGGCUCUGGAGAGUCAGGGCAGGGGGUCCUGCAACCGUGAGGCGAGGACUGCCCACAGCUGGGACUUUGCGGAGGAAUCAUCACUCAGAUUCAUUAUGCACUUGUCACGUUAGAAUGUUAGUGAAAUAUAUUUUGCUACUCUUGGUUCAGCAAUAAGAAAUAUUCUUUCAGUUCCUACUUUUCAAGUCAAUUUGUCAUGCUCAGUUUUAGUUCCAGAAGUUCAUUCCAGCUGUACUAGUUGCACUCUGUUCUUUUUCUUUGGGCUUUAUGUCUGGUAGAAGACAGCACUACUAGAAUGUUCAUUCACUGCUCAUCUUCUUCCUUCCUGCACAGCUCAGCUCUUUGUAAACACCACCUGCACUUCUAGAGGCCAGUUCCAAGAUGUCUGCAAAGUGCUUGAGCUGUGGUGUCUCCUAGGGAUGGAUGGGCACUUGAGUACACAGAGACUGAGAUGAUGGUGAGCGGAGACCACUGCUGUGCCACCUCGUUUCUGUUGGGAGAUGAUACUCCUCUUUCCCAAGCUGCCCAGCUUAUCUAGCAGUGCAGAGAAGGUACUCGAUGGCCUACAGAGCCAUGCCCACGCCCACCACUCUUUUCUAAUGCCUACUUGACCUGACUUAGGUUUCCUGUGACUGAGUAGGAAACUGGAAAUUUUCGAGAGGAUGCAUAGGUUUAGGUCUUCUCAUGGCUGUCUCAUUGGCUCUGAAAGAAUUGUUCUUCUCACUGUGCUUAACACCAAGGAAGUAGUUCACCCAUCAAGCAGGAUUAGAUGGAAUCUUGGUGUUCUGCCUUCUCAGGGACCAACAAUGUAUAACAUUAACUCCUUAACAUUGAUCUUCCUUCCUCCCCAGGGCAUGCCCUCGUUAGUUUCUCAUACGUUUUACUCAUACUCAUAGCUGGAGGUCUGUGAACUUGAGAUGGAAAGAAAAGGUGUCAGUUUUCCCACCAGUCACACCAUAAAAGUUUAUCACAGAAAAUACCUCAAUUUCCUGUAUUCCUCACAUCCAUCUCACACUUGUACUAAUGAUGAAUUUUAAGAGUCUGUCCUUUAGCUUAUAGGCAGUUUUUCACAUCUGGCCAGAUUCGUACACCUCCAUUGUAUACUUGAAAAGAUUGAGAAUUUUAGGAAUUAGAAUGAGAAUUUGGCCCAAUAUCACUACUUGUUUACUUUCAUACACAUUUCUCACAUACAAAUGCAACAAAAGAAAUAUAUUUUAAGAAAAUGUAACUGCAUGUUGCAUCACAAAAAUAUUGUCUCAUAAAAAGUUGAUACUUGGUAGAACUAUGAUCAUGUAAAUAAACAUCUAUUUCCAAUGUACCCAAUGUGGUAAAAAGCGUAGUCUAGAGCCUAGAGCAUGAGCCAGGGAGAAGGAUUUGUUCUUUUCUUUUUCCUUGA
Manis javanica (Malayan pangolin) is the source of this 5218-nucleotide messenger RNA. It is a transcript of the gene NIPA1, whose product is annotated as NIPA magnesium transporter 1. Gene Ontology annotation, molecular function: magnesium ion transmembrane transporter activity. Gene Ontology annotation, cellular component: membrane. The record is from RefSeq and is a predicted model, not a curated record. Gene Ontology annotation, biological process: magnesium ion transport. Lineage: Eukaryota; Metazoa; Chordata; Mammalia; Pholidota; Manidae.